Messenger RNA from Anneissia japonica, 633 nucleotides. Its product is annotated as serine/threonine-protein kinase pim-2-like. Gene Ontology annotation, molecular function: protein serine/threonine kinase activity; ATP binding. Gene Ontology annotation, biological process: protein autophosphorylation. The record is from RefSeq and is a predicted model, not a curated record. The coding region runs from base 1 to 633 and encodes 210 amino acids. The transcript has a single exon. NCBI's taxonomy places the organism in Eukaryota, Metazoa, Echinodermata, Crinoidea, Comatulida, Comatulidae. Gene Ontology annotation, cellular component: cytoplasm.
AUGGUUAUCAGGGAGGACCAUUUUCUCGAGCUUGCUUCCGAUAUCGAGAACUGCAUCCGUCUGCUCGAGUGGAAGCACGUGGGUCCGCACCAUUUCUUGGUGAUGGAAAGGCCGGUGAAUUGUUCGGACCUGCAUCAGGUGAUAGAGGAAUUCGGCAUAUUGGCCGAGAACAGAAUACGCCGCAUCUUCCGGCAGACGGUUCGGGCGUGCAUCGCAUGCACCGAAAAGAGAUUCGUGCACGGUGACAUCAAACCGGAAAACAUCCUCGUGGACCUGGACAGAUGGGACGCCAAACUCAUCGACUUCGGAUUCUCCCGAUACUUCGACGACGAUCGUCCGUUCUUUUACCUCGAAGGUACGACCGAUUACCUCCCACCCGAGUGGGAACGAGAAGGCUGCGUGCGUUCCCUUCCGGCCACCGUUUGGUCGUUGGGCCUCGUCCUGUUCGAGAUGUGCACGUUCGUGGACGUGAGCGCACGCAAGCCGUCCGACAUCGAGAACGUCACCGACGACGUUCUUCGGUCUCUUCUGCUGUCGAUUCUUGUCGAACGGUGGCAGGAUAGACCGAAGUUGGGAGAGGUGUACGCGCACGAAUGGUUACAGUAUAAAAAGGACGAAACAGAAAAUUGUUGA